UAAGCACCUAUUGUGGGUCUGGUACAGUCCUAUCCACACAAUGAGUAGGACAAACAAGAGCCCUCUUGCAUUUUGUUUACAUUCUUGAAGGGAAGUCAAAAAAUUAACAAGCAAACAAGUAAAGUAUCAGAUAGUGCUAUGAAGGAAAUAAACACAACGGUAGAGCAAUUUUUUAAGGAGAUAAAGAAAGGCCCCCUCUGAGAAAGGGACAUUUGAGUUUAAAAGUGAAUAAUGAGUAGAAGCAGGCAUGAAUUUUUCAGGUGAAGGGAUCAUGAGAGUUCUAUUCCUCUGGCAAGGAAUAACAACAACAUAUAUACAUAUAUGUCACUAACAAUGUUCUGCUGUUGUAAGAGCUAUAAAAACAUAAACCCAUCUAAUAUUUUAACAACCCAUAUGAAAUAGAUACUCUCAUUAUCUAAUUUUAAAAAUGGAUAAACCAAUGAUCAUAGACCUGCCCUAGGUAAAACAGCUAAUAAAUAGUACAGCCAGGUGCUAGCCUAGGCAGACUGGCUCCAACAUCCAUGCUUUUUUUCUCACUACUGCACUUGAACUGGUUACAGAUGACAAAUAAGGGCCAGUGUCACUGGAAGACGCCAGGCGAGGGGAGGGAUAGGAAAUGAUGCAAGAGACAUGGGCCUGAGCAGAUCGUGUAAACCUUACAGAAACAUGUAGAUCAUAUCACAGUAUGCAUUCUACAUAUUUUGCUAAGUGCUGUGGGGACCAUUAGUGGGUUUUCAGCAAGCAGUAACUUAUUUCUGUUGCCUUGCAGAAUCCUUGAGUCCUUAAUGUGUAACGAGAGUAGUAUUCGGAGCCUGCGUCAGAGAAAAUCUGUGAAUGCUUUGAACAGCCCCUUCUACCAGGCCUAUGAAGAGGACCCGGGUGACAGCAGGGCUGGGUACAAGGAAGCCUCCAAGUUCCAGGAUACCCGUAGCGACUCUCAUUAUUACAUCUUCUUUGAAGAACAAGAGGAUGAGAUCAUUGGUUUUGGCCAGAAGCUCAAAAACCCACAGGAAGAGACCCUACAGGCCUUUGAUAGCCAUUAUGACUACACUGUGUGUGGGGGCAAUGAAGACAUGGUGUGUACCCCCAAGUCGGAUGAGUUCAACCCCUGUGAAGACAUAAUGGGCUAUAAGUUCCUGAGAAUCGUGGUGUGGUUUGUUAGUCUGCUGGCUCUGCUGGGCAAUGUGUUUGUCCUGGUCAUCCUCCUCACCAGCCACUACAAACUGACCGUCCCUCGCUUUCUCAUGUGCAACUUGGCCUUUGCAGAUUUCUGCAUGGGGCUGUAUCUGCUCCUCAUCGCUUCUGUAGACCUCUACACUCAUUCUGAGUACUACAACUAUGCCAUUGACUGGCAGACAGGCCCUGGGUGCAACACGGCUGGUUUCUUCACUGUCUUCGCCAGCGAGCUGUCGGUGUACACACUGACGGUCAUCACCCUGGAACGCUGGCAUGCCAUCACCUUCGCCAUGCGCCCGGAUCGGAAGAUCCGCCUCAGACACGCAUGUGCCGUCAUGGUCGGGGGCUGGGCCUGCUGCUUCCUGCUCGCCCUGCUCCCUUUGGUGGGAAUAAGCAGCUAUGCCAAGGUCAGCAUCUGCCUUCCCAUGGACACAGAGACACCUCUUGCACUGGCAUAUAUUAUCCUUGUUCUUUUGCUCAACAUAGUAGCCUUUAUCGUCGUUUGCUCUUGUUAUGUGAAGAUCUAUACCACAGUCCGAAAUCCCCAGUACAACCCAGGGGACAAAGACACCAAAAUUGCCAAAAGGAUGGCUGUGUUGAUCUUCACUGACUUCAUAUGCAUGGCCCCAAUCUCCUUCUAUGCUCUGUCAGCACUUAUGAACAAGCCUCUCAUCACUGUUACCAACUCCAAAAUCUUGCUGGUUCUCUUCUAUCCACUUAAUUCCUGUGCCAAUCCAUUCCUCUACGCUAUUUUCACAAAGACCUUCCAGAGAGAUGUAUUUAUGCUGCUCAGCAAGUUUGGCAUCUGUAAACGCCAGGCUCAAGCAUACCGGGGCCAGAGGGUUUCUCCGAACAGCACUGGUAUUCAGGUCCAAAAGGUUGCUGGGGACAUGAAACAAAGUCUCCCCAACAUGCAAGAUGACUAUGAACUUCUGGAAAAUUCCCAUCUGACCUCAAAUAAGCGGGCUCAAAUCUCAAAAGAGUAUAAGCAAACAGUUUUGUAAGCUGACUCCACACUACUCACAGUGGUAGGGAAAGUUAUACCUAAGGCUUGUUUCCUGACACGCACUCCGACCACAAGACACACACAGGGUGGCCGACCUAACCCUUGUGCAGGUGAUGCUUCUUGGGGCAGGACUUCAUCUCGGGAGAGGGACUAACAUUAAUCUCAUCGUCACCUCCAAGAAGGAAGAGAGGCUACCAGCAUGUCUGAAUCCCAGGUAAUAUCAAAACAAUCUAUACUGGAAGACUUGCUUGAUGCUAAGUGCAGAGAUGACAUUGUGUAAGAUGUUCAACAAAUAUCAAAUGUCAACAUUCAGCUUCUCACUUUUAUAUAGCAUUUCAUAGUAAAUAUUCAGCAAAUACCAAAUACUACUAACUUGGUUGCUGAUCACAGAUAAAGUUGGCUCCAUGUUAGCUCAGUCCAUUUUCAUGUUUGCUGACACAUCCAAAGAGAGUUUGAGUUCCUUGAAACUGAAAAGUCAAAUAGGACAUCUUGCAAGGAAGAGCUAUCAUGAGACAUGAAGGAGGGGAAAGGCUUAGCUUUGAGUUGUUUUCUUAGACUCUUUUCACAAGGAUCUACCUGAUGUGACCCAACUGUUAUGUGUUGCCCAGAAAAACUGGCAAGAUUUCACCUUAUGUGGCCAAGUAAACUAAGAGUUGCUCUCCUUGGCUAGUCUCAUAGCAUAAAAGACAUGAACUUUAACACUAGAAAUAUUUAUAAGUAGAUACAAGCAGGAAUUAUGAGCAGAGCACAGUAAAUCACCCACUGAUUAAUAAAGCAGGCUAGACACCAGGUAACUAUUGGACAUUGAGCAAAUCACUCGGCCUCAAAAGUCUAUAGAAAUGAAGAAGCUUGAUGGCAUCUUCUAGAUGUAAAUCUCUAUGUAUAUUUCUUUUCCUUAAAACUUGUUUCCAGGAUGAAGAAAAAGGAGAGGUAUUAAGGAAGAACGAUCUGUUUUUCCUAACUUGUAAAACACCAUCUCCCUUUCCUUGGAGUCUAGACGUAUAACCCAGGACAUUUUUUUCUGUUUUACUCUUGGUUAUGAUGUCUGGCCCAAAAAUUCUAUUGAGUGACCAUAGUGAGCUGGAUCUGAAUCACGCAUCUAAUUACCAGAUCUAUGCAGCUAUAAUUAUCAGGCCAAAAACAGAGUGGUAGUCAUAUAAUAGAAGGUGGCUUUGCAGAUUUUAGUUAUUUAGAAUUACCACUUCUCUAUGCAGAUUCACUUGAAAAGAUUUAACUUGUCUCCAGGGAUCAGUCUCUUAGCUAUUUCUACACCACAGUACAAUACUAAAGCUAUCAAGAAGUUUCUUCUCUCUGAAACCACUAGCUCUUUCCAGCCUUGUUUAUCAGUGGACAUAAUAUAUCUACUUCCCAACAGCGCUCCCUGACUUAAAAUGCUCAGGAUCUUUAUCUGUUGAUGUACUCUCCAGAUUAUCUGUCAGGACAGCCCCUUUAUUUCAUCCCAAACAGAGAUGCCGUUUGCUUUGACAUUUGCUUCUCAAGUGCUCAUGAACCACAAUAUGAAUUAAAACUGCACCAUCAAUUCAGAUUUUGUUGCUUUAAGUUUGUGAGGUGGGGUUAGUAAGCCCAAUGGACUAGAAAUCCUCCCCCAACUCACCUGAUAUCUCUUCAUUGUCAUACCCAUUCCUGAUUAUCCCUGAAACUUGGAUGUUUGAAUUGUCAAUAUUAUAAAGACCUAAAAUGAUGACUUAUCCACCAGUUCACUUGGAACUAAUGAAAUUAAACAAAUGUGUUACCUUUUGGCAUGUGUUUCUCAAGUGGCACAUAUAGAAAUAUCACAUCCUGAAAAAUGUGUUUUAUUUUGAGUAGUUGAAAUAAUGCUUUGGAAAUCACAACAAAUUUGGUAACAAAAUUGUUACUAAAAUUUGCAUUCACAACAUGAAAUAAAGUUUCUUCCUAUAAAAUGGUUGUGCUGAGUCCUAGAGUACUGCUUUUGUAAUUGUGAACUUCGUUUAGGGUUACCAUUAUAUGUGUAAAACUAAAGGCAGGAAAAAUAUGUUGGUACAUUUGCUAAUAAAUCUAUAUUAUAGAUAUAUUAUUGACUAUAAAUAACUUGAGCAUAACUUAUCUUGAUUAUAAAUGCUCUUUAUAUAGAAAAUCUUACACAUGAUGAAAUAUGAUUCACUAACAAGGAGUGAUGGCUCAAGAUGAAAAACAGGAUUAGUAACAUCAAGAGGAUCAUACACCAUGAUCAAGUGGGAUUCAUCCCAGGGAUGCAAGGAUGGUACAACAUACGAAAAUCCAUCAACAUCAUCCACCACAUCAACAAAAAGAAGGACAAAAACCACAUGAUCAUCUCCAUAGAUGCUGAAAAAGCAUUUGACAAAAUUCAACAUUCAUUCAUGAUAAAAACUCUUAACAAAAUGGGUACAGAGGGCAAGUACCUCAACAUAAUAAAGGCCAUAUAUGACAAACCCACAGCCAACAUCAUACUUAACAGUGAGAAGCUGAAAGCUUUUCACCUAAGAUCAGGAACAAGACAGGGAUGCCCACUCUCCCCGUUUUUAUUCAACAUAGUACUGGAGGUCCUAGCCACAGCAAUCAGACAAAACAAUGAAAUGCAAGGCAUCCAGAUUGGUA
Manis pentadactyla (Chinese pangolin) is the source of this 4780-nucleotide messenger RNA. Its product is annotated as thyrotropin receptor. NCBI's taxonomy places the organism in Eukaryota, Metazoa, Chordata, Mammalia, Pholidota, Manidae. Gene Ontology annotation, cellular component: membrane. The transcript has a single exon. Bases 786 to 2180 code for a protein of 464 amino acids. Gene Ontology annotation, molecular function: thyroid-stimulating hormone receptor activity. The record is from RefSeq and is a predicted model, not a curated record. Gene Ontology annotation, biological process: G protein-coupled receptor signaling pathway.